UGGGAAAACUGGCUCAUGUGAUUUAAAGCUUAUUUCAGUGGCUAUCUCGAGAUGUCCCAGAAAAGGACUCUCUGUUUACGCAACGAGGUAAAAUAGCACCGUUAGGGAUGUGCCAACACAUGAGACAAAAGUGGGCUGGAGGAAGACGCCCAGGCAAAAGGAGAGCGCAGAGUUUUUUGGAAAUGUCAAAUUCGUGGUGGGUGAUAGAGUUUGCAGCGCGCCUCACGCAGCCAAUCAGUUGGCUGGAGUCCGCUCAGCCUCUGUUUUGGAGCCUGAGCUCAGUGUGAUACUGUGCGUAAAAUCUUACCUGUCAGACGCGGCAGCAACAACAGCAGCAGCGGCGGCGGCGGUGCCACAGCAGGGAGAGGAAGAGCAAGAGAAAGAGAGAGAGAGAGAGAGAGAGAGAGAGAGAGCUCAGCGAGCAAAGUCCAUCCUCACACACGCGGAAUUAACUACCUUUUAAACGGAUACCAUAUGUUGUGCUACGGUGGCAGUUUUCUCACAAAACUGAUAGUGUGAAGUGGAAAGGUUGGGUCCGUACGUCUCCAUCGACUCAGUUGCGCCGAGGAACGAUGCUGAACAAACCUGCGGGAGGAUUUUCUGACUCAGCUGCCAGACUGCCAAAUCUUUCUUGGACUCCAUCCUCUGAUCCACUAGACUUCUGAACCUUCCACCACCAUGGAGAGCCUCAGCGAGCUCCAGAACCCCCUGCUGGACAAAACCAGCAGACACGUGGUCCAUGGCGACUACCAGGGCUACCAGUGCGACUACCCGAGCCAGCCUUACCACCAGGACAGCCUCAUUGGCUACUACUACACGGGGACUAGCGGCAAGCACAAGACUCAGCAGUUCCUGGACGCAACGUCCCUGCAUCUAGCGGUGGAGGCCUUUUACAGGCCCAACUUCAUCCUGUACAAAGACGACGUGAGCCUCCACAGCAAGGACUCCAAGAGUGAGAGCUUUGAGACCACUUUCACGGAGAGCAAGGACACUGUGUUGGACGGGGUGUCGGCAGAAAACACCUCAGAUGGUGUGCAAGGAGAGAAGGAUGUGAAGAUCCAGACGGUGUCGUAUGAGGUGGAGGAUGAGCAGGGUCCUGAGUAUGAGAGUGACAGCUCCAGCGACAGCGAGAGCGAGGACAACUUCAUUGUGCUGCCCCCUCGGGACUACCUGGGCCUAGCCAUCUUCUCCAUGCUCUGCUGCUUCUGGCCCUUGGGCAUCGUUGCCUUUUACUAUUCUCACAAGACUGGCAAGGCCAUCGCUAAGGGAGACUUCUCCAGAGCAGGAAUGAGCUCCAGAAGAGCCCUAUUCCUGGCCGCUCUUUCCAUUACCAUUGGAACGGGGAUGUAUGUGGGGGUGGUUGUGGCUCUCAUAGCCUACCUGUCCAAGCCUGGACAUGUAUAACACUGGGACCAGCUUGCUUGAGGGGAGAUAGCAAGAAAGAGGAGGCAAGAUAGGAGGAGGGGAAAAAGACGAGGUCGGACAGAUUUCUUCGCCUCUCCUGAAGGCGUGUGCCUGUGCUGCUGCUGCUGGCUGUCUGUGAAAAGAAGAAGCUAUAUGAAGAGAAGAGACUAAACCAGAGAGAGAAAAGAUGUGUGGAUGGAGUAUUACUUGGACUGCAUAUUGAUCCGGACUGAAUCUUUAUUUCUGGGAUGCAACACUCCCACCAAGGUAUUCUACCACCAUUGCAAGAAGAAGAAAAGACAGUGCUGAGAAAGACAACUACUCCUCCUGUACUUAUAUUAGAAAGAAACUGAGCUAACUACCUACCUUUUAUCACAUUAGUCGUUUUCAACGUUUUUAUUUUGCCUUUACAGUAGAUGUGUUCUCUGCCAAUAUUAUUACAUAUUGUGUACUGUCCACUUUGUAAAUGAAUUUCUUGGAACAUAAGUAGGCCAGUGGGUUUAUAUGUUUGUUUAUUCAAGGAAUGUACUGGAAAUUGAUCCAGACAGUAAACAGAGGGAAGUGGACCCUUAAUAUGAAGAGAACAAAGAUGAUUAUCAGACUGUACACAAAGCUGCUGAGCAGUGGUCAAGAGGGUUAGUUGUGCUCAUUGUGUACUGUAAAUUUAGUCAAUAAAUACAUUUGGCAUGAAUAAUGAAAUAUCCUGA
Molecule: messenger RNA, 2111 nt
Organism: Lates calcarifer (barramundi perch)
Lineage: Eukaryota; Metazoa; Chordata; Actinopteri; Centropomidae
Product: synapse differentiation-inducing gene protein 1-like
Exons: 4
Coding region: 679-1404 (241 amino acids)
Cellular component (GO): intracellular membrane-bounded organelle; membrane
Source: RefSeq, a predicted model, not a curated record